Messenger RNA from Paramuricea clavata, 4721 nucleotides. Lineage: Eukaryota; Metazoa; Cnidaria; Anthozoa; Malacalcyonacea; Plexauridae. The record is from the annotation of a GenBank genome assembly.
GGGGGAGAAAGACUAAGAAAUAUUUUCAAUAUGGCCGCCGAGGGAAGAGUGAUAAAAUAUGAAUGUAAGUUUGUGUCUAUUUUUUGUUGUUUUUUUAAAUAAAUGUAGAUUAUUAAAAAGGAAUUAUUUCUUAUAGAUCUAGACCACACGGCUGAUGUGCAGUAAGAGUUAUUGAAUUGAUUAUUUUUCAGGUUUUUUUUGUUUAUAAAAUUAGUGUAAUUAACAUCUUGUUUUGUAUUAUACGUUUACAUGUAUUGUUGAUAGUUGACAGGUUAGAUAUUAACGUGUAGUCCAGUGUAGUCCAGUGUAGGUAGUAUUAUGCAAAAUCUGCCAUGAUUUGUGUUUUGAGUUUCAAAAUGCUAAUCUUUGGAGUCUCUGAGUCUUGAGUUGAGUUUCAAAAUGCUAAUCUUUUGUCUUUAAUAAUAUACUAUUUGUGUCUGCCUUCGUUUUAUCCUACGUGUGACCCAUUGAGUGCCAGCACCAUUGAGUGCCAGCGGCUAUAUAGUGACUAUAUAGUUAAAUAUGAAAACUUUUGUUUGCGGUAGUUGUUGGUGAGCUUGGCGUUAGCAUAUAUGGUGCUGCAUGCGGAAAGUGAAACACAGUCCGGUUGGGUUGUGUUUUGUCUGACUUAGCUUUUUUUAAAACUUUUUAAAUUUUUUUCCCGCCUAUAUGACUUAAAUAUUGUGUAAAUACCACUGUUAAUACUGAUAUAAUUAAACCUACCUUUUAGAUUACAUGCUUGUAUCUUUUUGCAAUUGAAGACUGGAAAUUAGUUCUUUGUUUGUGGGGCUUAGGGUUUAAAAAGGUUGAACAGGGUUAGGUUUAGAAUAAUUUGGAAAAAUGUAGAUUGAUAGGGAUACAAUUGCAAUGAAAAAUACAAGCAGAACUUCAGAAUUAGGUCAUGAUUUGGAACCGCAGUAAUUGGCUUACCGCUGUUGCCGACACCCUGCCAGAUAAAUGAAUUUUAUGUUCUAAUGUAAGUGUUGGCAAAGCUAAUAAAUAAAAUAAAUGUCCAUCCAAAUGACAGGCAAUCAAACAACUUGUGAACGAUUUUUUUCCUAUCAGAAUGAUUGUAGCAAGAAAAACUGAACGGUAAUUCAUCUUUCGAGUCUUAAACAAACUGUCUCUAAACUUGAUCAAUACAUUAAAAUAGCCAUUUUUGUUAUACCUGCCUGUCAACUGAAAUCCCAAAAUUAUGUCAUUGCAUUGACUGUCAAUGGGAAUUUAGCUGAUUAUUGCAUUAUUGGUACUUACAAGUAUUCAGAAGCUGUCACAGUUAUAAUCAGUUUCAGGAUGAGUAAGGUCAGAAUAGGGCCUAGGUUCUCGGGCUUAUAGAAUCAGAUUCAAGACUUGAUUCAGAAAUAAGUUUUGUUUUGUUUGUUCUAAGUUAGAUUGUUUAGAAUCUCUGGAGAAAAUGUUUCCUUAAUAUUACAUAAGGGGGUGAUGACCUCAAAGAAGCAUUUGAACAGGUAAGCCAUCAUUGAUAUUGGUGGCCAGAGCUGCUGUGAGGGGGUGGGGCAAGGGGGCACUGCUACUGGCCCCCAGCUCAAAAGCAGUGAUGGCCCUUUGUUGAUACAAUUAAAAACUUAAAAUUUUUUAUUGCUAAAAAUGAAUCUUAGCUGUGUUAGUGCAGUAUAAUAUGUAAUAAUGAAGUGUAAUAUAGUGUAAAACACCUAUUCUCCUGUUUUACAAUUAUGAUGUCAUAUUUUUGCCCUGCCCUUGUUGGUGGCUAGCUAGGUUAUAUUAUGUAGUGGAAUCAGCUGGUUACCUCCGCCAGGAGGUUAUGUAAUCAUCUGGGUUUGUAUGUGUGUGUGUGUGUGUGUGUGUGUGUGUGUGUGUGUGUGUGUGUGUGUGUGUGUGUGUGUGUGUGUGUGUGUGUGUGUAUGUGUGUGUGUUUGUCUGUGAGCACGAUAACUCAAGAAAUACCAAACAUAUCCGUACGAAAUUUUUUGAAUGCAUUUCCCAUUGGCUAAGGAAGAACUGAUUAAAAUUUGGUUGAAUUUGGUUAAAAAUUGAACGAGAAAUGAACAAAAUUUUGUCUUGCUUUUCCCGGUCAAUUAACAAAAAAUAUUACUGAAUGCGUAAUUAGGACAUGUAUAAUUUAUGCACUCAGUGCUAAGACAAUAAUGAGAUGAUAAACCUCAUUAAGCUUCGGCUUUCAUUAUCUAUUGUCUUAGUUGCAUUUCACGCGACCGAAAUUCAAUGUCUAAAACAAGGCUUACGGAGUUACGCAUUAUUACGUUCAGCAACUGUGCCAGUCCAUUCAAAUUCUAACAACAUUAGAUUACUUCAAUACAGGGUGUAUAAAAAGAACGCAACCUCGGAAUUUCCCAAGAAAUCGACAUUGUUUUAAAGACAAAAGAUUUUAGCUGCCUGGGAAUUUAAAAUAAAGCACAACUGUGAAAAUUACUGCACGCGCGAGUGCAUAAAGCAAAAUUUAUGCAUUUAUUUAAUGACACUUAAUAAGUUUUUAUUUUACAAGUACUGUACAGUACAACAACAGUAAUAUGUUCUAUUAGCAAUUCGAUUUCAAUUCGCGGGGGCCUGAAAUCUUUUAUGCUUAAGAAUUAUAAAGUGGAUUUCUUAGGAAAUUCCAAGGUUGCGUUUCACUUCCGAGUAACGGGCGGAGGUAUGCAGUCUCUGAGUGCCCUCUAGUUAUAUAUGUAUCUGUUUUAUAUGUCAAGGUUGGUCUUGCUAUGUAUGGCUAUAUGACGGAACUACACACAGUUGAUGCAGAAAGAACAGAGACAAUAAUCGCUGAAGGUUCAAUUAUAACAUUUCCUUAUAUAUAAUGGUUGUCUAAAUUUAACCCAUUGAGUGCGCUCCCCUUGACAAAGUAAAAUCAUCUGGCGCGAGGCAGAGUAAAAUAAUAAAGUAGGUGCAUUGAGGUGCAAUGCAACUUCAUGGGUUAAACAUUUUCCCACAAUGUAGUGAUUCAGUAUGGGCAGAUAGUCUGAUUAACUCAUUGAGCACCAGCACUCUCCCAUUGACAAGUAAAAUCAUCUGGUGUUAGACAGAGUAAAUAACAGAGUAGGGCACAUUGAGGUGCAAUGGAACUUCAUGGGUUAAACAUUUUCCCACAAUGUAGUGAUUCAGUGACAGUGUGAAAUAAUCUCUUCCAGGUGAUGAUCUACUUUCGCUCCUUUUUCAUUUUCUUGAUGAGCUACUUUUCUUGUUUUGUGCUGAGCCAUUUUUCAUUGGACAGGUAGUUCUCAGAUUGGAUAAUGUUAUUUUAAAGUGAAAAGUCUUUUUGGUAUCUUUCUGCUCAUUAAUUUAAUUGAUUUUUUUUCCAUCAAGGAAAUUGAAAUCAUGGAAUUUGAUAAAGACAACCUCAAGAUCAUUGCUGACGUGUAAGUAUGUAAAUAAAACUGACACAAAACCGAAAGAGUUUUACAGUAAAAAGACCAAGGCAUUUUUAAUACCAUGGACCGAUGGGGCAUUUGCCUCACUGGGCCCCUUACUCUGCCCCACCACUGAAGAAAACAAAAUGGCCAAUUGCCCCCAAGCCAGAGCCCUAUGAGCUGUAUUGAGUAAAUGAGUUUAACAUUGAAAAGAAGUUUAAAAAAUAAAACUGUUGGUGAGCAUACUUAAACUUAUGUAGUUGUGUUUGAAUGUUUAGCAUGCAAUUUAUUACAAAUUUCAUCAUUAAAACUGUGUUUUGAGAAGCUGAGAUUUUUUAUUAAAAUGUGUUCUCAGAAUGCAGGACAUGCUAUUUCAGAGACCCAAAUUUAAAAAAUUUCCUGCGGGGCAUGCCCAGACCCCCCUAGCCAACUCGUGCCUGUGCUACUCGGCUCACACCUUCGGCGACCGCAUACUAUCCUGGGGGAGGGCCAGGAAAAUGGUCCCUUUGGCAGUUUUGCCCCACCACUGAAGAAUCCUUAAAAAAUGCACUGAAAAAGACUGCAUUGCAAACUGACUAAAGACUCAUUUGUCUGUGAUGUCAAUGAUUAUGUCUUAUUGUUUUAGACAUGGAGAGACAUUUGAUUUGGACAAGCAUCCACAGGUAUUUAAAGAUCUUGUUCAAUUCUGUCUGUAUCUACCUAAUACGACACAGAAUUUGGAGUCAAUUAGCAUUUCUCACGCCGCCAUUUUUGGGUACUGUAUUUUUUCGAAAACGAUUAUAACAAUGUGAAAAGCAAUAUUUCAGAAGAAACUGACUAUUUACAGAGUAAAUUUACCAUCAUACACCCACAAAAUGAUAAAAUGUCGCCGUUACGUGGUGUUUCGCUCGCAGGAUUGGCAAAAAAAGUACCCAAAAAUGGCGGCGUGAGAUGGGCUAAUUGCAUUGAUUUCAGUGAAAACUGAAAAGUGUGUUGUUAAGCAAGGCGUUAAGCAUUUAUUCCUGCUUGCUUUCCAGGGAACAGAAGUCAAAGCUAUAACUUAUUCAAACAUGCAAGUUUAUGAUGACGAAGAAAAACAUGAAGUGUAUGUGAUUAUUGAUAUCUAACAAGAUCUAACAAGAGUCAACAACUGAUCAAGGAAUCAGACGUCAGGAUAAGAUGAGUCUGGGAAAGGCGGCGAAUAAGUUUAUUAUUUAUUAAUCUUCCAUCAUAAUUUUGAAAUGCAAGGAUAGCCUUGAAUUAGCCAUUCCGAAGUUGAUGAGAGGACUGGGGACGAGUGUUAAAAAUUGCCCAAAUUCAAUCUCGAAACCAGAGCCCGCAAUCCACUGUGGAGGCUUCCUAAGAGGAUUGCAGGCUCUGGUUUCGAGAUUGGCCCAAAUU